Messenger RNA from Colletotrichum gloeosporioides, 3990 nucleotides. RefSeq lists its product as uncharacterized. Gene Ontology annotation, molecular function: metal ion transmembrane transporter activity. Lineage: Eukaryota; Fungi; Ascomycota; Sordariomycetes; Glomerellales; Glomerellaceae. The record is from RefSeq and is a predicted model, not a curated record. Bases 1 to 3990 code for a protein of 1329 amino acids. The transcript is spliced from 9 exons. Gene Ontology annotation, biological process: metal ion transport; transmembrane transport. Gene Ontology annotation, cellular component: membrane.
AUGUAUGAAUCGCAGAGGGAACCUCGUCGUCGAGGCCAUUCCCUGUUCCCACCGCGAACUUCAGCACAAAGUCUCAGAAGCCAGUACAGGGGGGUGAACCUGGCCCAGAUGAUGGAGGACUUUCGGAAGCAAGAUGACAUCUACAUCCCCGUGCCGCCGACGCCACCGCCGCAUGCCACCACCCCAGCCCGCCGGCGAUCGACCCGGUCACUACUACAGCCCAUGGUCCGCUUCGCCUCGCCUAUGGACGCCAUCACACCGAGACGUCGGUCAAAGACGCCCAUGGCAGCACCCAUUUCACGGCAGCAGACUCCUGCAUUCCCAUCCGCAGUGCCAGAAGAGGAAGAAGAGAUGCCUCCGGGCCCGUCCAAGGAGCCAUCGCCCAUCUCUGUCUACACGGACGCUACGGGAGACGAACACUCUGUCGAUCUGGACGGUUUCCCGAUGCCGCCUGAGUUCACGGAUAUGGAGUAUCUGACUCCUAUCCAGGAGACGGAGGACUGGGUUGAUGUGGAGGAGACGACGGGGAAGGUUUACGCCUUUGACCCCGCUCGUCCGUCUGGCGAUCACUCAAAAGACGACGACGGGUCUGAUCUGGAGACGCCGUUUUCUGACGAUUCUACGCUGAGGGGAGAAGAGCCGCCGCUCAGCGAGGCUUUUUAUGUGUACCAGUCAAAAUACACCGGCGAAGGUGUCCUUGGGGGCUUGCACUCAGCGGCUUUGGAGGUUGUCCAUGAUGCGAGGAGGAGGAGGCAGGCUCUCUUCAGGUGGCUGCAUGUACAACAAGACAUGAUGAACUUUGAUGAAUUCACGAAUGAAAUCUCGCGAUCACUCUCGGAGAACGAGCAAAACGACAUCCGGAAGCUUCUCUCCGAUGUGAGGAAGAACUACUCCAAGACAGUCAGAACCAGCCGGCAAACCACGGUAAAGCACAUGGAGCCGAGCUAUCUCCAACUUCCUCUACAAAAAGGGGAACAUGAGAAGGGGUCCACUCCCGGUAAGCGAGCAGUGACAUGGCUCUGUGUGCCCUACUUCUCUCUCGAGGACUACUCUGGAAUUCUGGCCACUGGGAACCCAGGGGCUUACCCGCCCCAGACUCUGUUGCAAGCAUCGUUCUCUCGAAAUUCUCAGAAGCGCGAUAUGCAACAAGCUACGCGGCAAAUCGGGAACGGCGACAAGAGUUCCUGCUUUCACAUUCGCCAGCUUUGGUGCAUCGUUCUCGACAACUCCCUUCUCAUCACCUGCGGUUCGAUGUCCGAGGCGGCCCUGCGAGGCGACAGUGUCAGCGUGAUAUCAGAGCCGGCGAAAGAUCUUUCUCACAGCGCAGAGUCUGGGCGGAUCCUCGUUCAACACGGGGAAUCGGUCUUGUGGUCUUUUCCACUCGAGGAGUGUCAGACCUGGUUCGCGUUCAUCGCCCACUUCGCCGACUUUUGGCCCAAGGCAGUACGCUUCCACUUCAACGGCCGUCAGCUGAGCGAAGCACUUUGCCAGCACAUCACGGAGAAAUGUCGUUGUUACGAUGGAAACCUGGUCGUGGGCAACAUUCGGUCCCAGCCCGGCGCCAGCCUUCAGCCGGCUCCCCUUUCACCCGGAAAACGGUUGAGCUAUCCGCCGGGACAUGGAAAAGCAAACGAGAGGUUUCACGUCUUCAGCUGGGCCGACGCACAUACCUCAAGCCCGGUCGAAGGCCCCAACUUUAUUGUCCUACAAAAGCAGCUUUCCGAAGUAGAGGAUUUCCUGACAGCCGAGACAAAUGGGCCGGAUCGGCGAGCUUACUUGGAUUCCGAGGCGUCUGGUCGAGACCAGGUCUACGCCUACCUUGAGCAGCAGGGGGCCGCCAUCCAGGAGUUGAAAAAUAAACCUUGGAAGAAGCAGGACUACGAAGACCGCGUUGACAUCUUCAACGCAGCCGACACUCUCUUCAGAUUUUUUCUGCCUCCGCUGUUUGACGGGCCGACAACUGAGCGGUUUUGGGGGGCUGUGAUGAACCUCGUCUGGGUGCCCGUAUCCGACUCGGCAGAUAGUGAACCUCAUCCUCACGGGCUCGACAAGAGACGACGCGACGCCAUCUUCGCCAACGCCCCAACGAUAAGAAAAGCUUUGCGACAAAUCGCCCUACCUGUCAUGGCUUUCAAGAGCAUCCUGUCUCACGCUGAACCUACCGACCGCCUGGAGAUCGAUGUGCCUAUUGACCUGAUCCGUGCUUGGCUUCAUCUGGUCAUGGGUCUGAUCUACGCCAGUCAUGGGACACACAUGUGGGAGGACCAUCUGGACGUGGCCGACUCUUUGGUGAAGAGCGGCAUGAAGCACAUCAUGGAACGCCUGUCAAAUCUUAAGCUCUUGGAACGCUCUUCCGUCCUCCCGCUAGAGGUCGUAUCCCUGAUCGGAUACGGACUCCUCUCCAACACGUCUGAAAAGUAUGCUGGUAUCAGCGACACAUACUCUGAGUAUCUCAGAGCUUUGGAGAACGAAGUUGCGAACGGGGCGUCAGACAUGACUUAUCAACAGCGAAUCAACUUUUUGCGUCAGGAAGUCACCGUGAUCAACCGCACGAUAGCUGCGCAAAACAGCAUUUUCAACUCUAUUCUGGCAUUUCGGGACGAAGGUUCAUCCACAACACCAAAGCACCGCCGUCUGAACGCGGUCCAGUACAGUGAGGCGAACAGACGGGAGGGUGCGUCCUUGCGGAAUCACCUGCGCAUGGCGAGGAACAGAUACGCCGAGGAUGGCGAGGCGGACGUUCUUCUGGCAUCCAUCGCUGAGGUGUCGGACUUUUACAAGCUUCCGUCCACGGAUGCUGCUGGCUUCAGGGAUCUCCUCGCCGCAGAGUGCACGCAACUGUUGGAGCGUCGGGCAAGAGACUUUGAUGAAUAUGCUGAGCAGGCUGAUGUCCUGGAGCAGACGAAUCUGAACAACGCAGCGGUGACGAAGGACCGGCAAGAGCAGGCCAUUUACGCUUUCACCAUUGUCACAAUCAUCUUUCUUCCCCUGAGCGCGGUGUCGAGCAUCUUCGGGAUGAACACGAGCGACAUCCGUGACAUGGAGGCCGGUCAGUGGCUCUACUGGGCCUCUGCGAUACCAGUCACCAUCCUGGUCAUCGUGCUCGGUCUGUGGUGGAUGGGAGAGCUAGGGCAUCUGUUCAACUGGAUGGCAAAUAAGUUUCGCCGCGAGGACAAUUUCGGAUCCGGAUUCUCUGCGCACGCUGGCAUCUCAGAGAAGUCAAAUCACCAUGACGCGAUGGAGGUGCGUGAGCUUCCCGCUGCGAGGGCGGCUGUGUACGCUCGACCGCCGUCAGCCAAACAGAACUUCAUGAGGCGGACGGUGAAGCUGGUUCGGUCAGAUGCAUCCUCACGAGAAUACUACGAAUACCACCACCACCACCGCCACCACUCCCACCACGGCGCAAAGAAGCGUCUCUAUCUCGAACCCCCCACCAACGGCGCCGUCACCGUCCGCACAAAGAAGACGACCUUCAUUCCCGCCCGCGAGCCGACCCCGCCGCCGGUCAUCGUCAGGCCCUGCACGCCCCCUCCUCCUCCCGUCGUCGAGCCUCUCCCUCCUCCGCCUCCGCCCGUCAUUGCGCUCCCUCCUCCUCCUCCACCACCGCCCCCCAUCGUCCUGCCGCCUGAGCCCGCGCCCAUCGAGGUCAUCGCCGUCGACGUGGAGCCGAGCGUCAAGAGCAGCAAGAGCAGCAAGUCCUCGCGCAGCAGCCGCAGCCGCAGCUGCAGCCACUCGCGCCACGGCAGCCGCGACCGCGAGAGGGACGUCAGGGAGGUAUACGUCGAGCGCGAGAAGCUCGUCCCCGUGCGCGUGCCGUACCCCGUCCCCGUCCCCGUCGAGCCACGCUACGAGACAUUCAGGUACGUCGAGGGGAGGCGGUACUCGCCGCCGCGCAUGCUGCCGCCGCCGCCCCCGCCGCCUGAGGAGGAGAGGAUGAGAGUCACCAUCUCGGACCGCAGGAGGGAGCGGGAGUAUAUUCACAGGCGGUGA